Molecule: messenger RNA, 1715 nt
Organism: Zea mays
Lineage: Eukaryota; Viridiplantae; Streptophyta; Magnoliopsida; Poales; Poaceae
Biological process (GO): regulation of DNA-templated transcription
Cellular component (GO): nucleus
Molecular function (GO): DNA-binding transcription factor activity; transcription cis-regulatory region binding
Source: RefSeq, marked validated
ACACACAGCUGGCCGAGCGCGCGCGCGCGCACGCAGCCUACAGGGGCUCGCCGGGGUAGCUUUUAACAGGGACAAGCCUCCUCCCCCCGGCCGGCCCUCCUUUUCUCUUUGUUCUCUUCCCGGCCGCUUUGUUCCCUCUCGCUCGCCCUCUUCUUUUGCGCGGCCCUGUCAUUCCCCUGGGGAUCAGCCUUAGCGUUGCCUCAUAUGGGGGCGAGCUAGCUAGCUGCUGAGCAAAGCGGCGGGACAACAAGAGGCUUUCCAUCUCCCUCCCUCUGAUCUGCUAUCGUCCCCUUCCCUGCUUCCCUCCCCCUCUUCUUGUACAAAGAGGAGGCGAGGGCCGCCGCGCCGGCCGGGACGUGGUGACAAGCUAGGCUAGCUGGGGGCCGGAGAUCGAGAGGGCGAGAUCGUCGAUUCGCGUAAUACGUCCCGUCGCCGGCCAUGACAUGGUGCAACAGCUUCAACGACGUGCGCGCCGUGGAGAACAACCUGGCCACCGCCGCCGCCGUGGCCGCCGCCGCCGCCAAGAAACAGCAGCAGCAGCAGGCAUCCUCGCACGUCAACCUCAUCAGGACCUGCCCCUCCUGCGGCCACCGCGCACAGUAUGAACAGGUGCAGGCGGCGGCGACGAUCCAGGACCUGCCGGGGCUGCCGGCCGGCGUGAAGUUCGAUCCGACGGACCAGGAGCUGCUGGAGCACCUGGAGGGGAAGGCCAGGCCGGACGCCCGCAAGCUGCACCACCCGCUCAUCGACGAGUUCAUCCCCACCAUCGAGGGCGAGAACGGCAUCUGCUACACGCAUCCGGAGAGGCUUCCUGGUGUCGGUAAGGACGGCCUCAUCCGACACUUCUUCCACCGUCCGUCUAAGGCUUACACGACCGGGACGAGGAAACGACGAAAGGUCCAUACCGACGAGCAGGGCGGCGAGACGCGAUGGCACAAGACGGGCAAGACCCGCCCGGUGUUCACCGGUGGAAAACUCAAGGGCUACAAGAAGAUCCUGGUACUCUACACCAACUACGGGAAGCAGCGGAAGCCGGAGAAGACAAACUGGGUGAUGCAUCAGUACCACCUAGGGUCCGAUGAGGAGGAGAAGGACGGCGAGCUCGUCGUCUCCAAGGUGUUCUACCAGACGCAGCCGAGGCAGUGCGGCAGCGGUUCGGCGACGGCUAAGGACGCCAUCCCGCUCGCUGCCAACGCAGCGACUGACCACCACCACCACCACCACCAUGACGGUGGCAAUGGCGGCGGCAACAACAUGUUGAAGGAGGCAGGCAUUGUAGAUUUCUACAGCCCAGCAGCACUAAUUAGCUACAACCAGGCAGCUUCUAACAGCAGGGUUGCCGCUUCUGCUCACCUGGUGCCUAACUUUGAGGUGCACACUACAUCGGGGGCUGCUGGCUUUGGUCCCUGACCAAGACGCGCAAGAGGAACUAUUCGACUGAUAUAGGUUAGAGGGGAGGGAAAUGCAGGCAGAUAAUGGCAACUUCAUGAAUGCAAUAACUUACUACAAAUGGUCGACGAGUUUACUGAACCGUAAUGGUGGACAAUAAGAGGAUGAGUACGUGUUGAGUGAGUGGUUGGACAUACAAAUACUGAAGUGUAGGAAUCCAUACAACUAUACAUUGUUCAUUAAUUGUUACACAUAUAUGUAACUUGAUGCUAUCAAUUUUUUGUUUAAUGAUCUUUGUUCCAUAAUAAGAAUGGAGUUUAAUAUUG